UUCUCGAAGGUGAGACUAUCCAUUCAGGAACAAUGCUCCUGAAGAGGGUGGCAAAUAUUCGAUUUUCUAUAAACCAGCCAACCAACAAAAAUAUAAAAUAAAUUCUAAAAAGUUCAAUAUUAACUCCAAACAUACAACAGCAGAUGGAAUUCAUAAGUAAUUUAUUAUUUUAAAAUAAUGGUGUAAUUAGUUUAACUAUCAAAUUUCAAUUAUCCAAGGUCAGGCGGUUGCCUCUUUUCCUUCCUGAGCUGCAAAUAUUGUUAGCAGACUAAUUUUUAGCAAUUUAGAAGUCAUAGAGUUUUUUCUGCAUUCUAAUUUCAGUAUUGUAGGCUACUUUCUGAAGUCAGUGAAUUCUCCUAUAAUAAAAACCUCAGACCAAACCAAAACCAAAACCCAAAACGUAAAUUUGUAGUUUGGGAAAUGCUCUCACUCGGAAAGAAAUAUUCCCAGUUAGUCCUUUCAUUUUAUUGGAAACUAACUAACUUUCUUUCUUUCUUUCUUUCUUUCUUUCUUUCUUUCUUUCUUUCUUUCUUUCUUUCCUCGCUAACUAUAUCGUUAAUGGCACACAGCACCGCUAACUAAUCUAUUUGGCCCUUCCUCCCUUUUAUAUCAAUUUCCGAAUCUAGUUAUGUUAUCACAGCUCGCAAUCUACAAAGGGAUAAAAGAUCCUCUAAUAACUAAAUUAUCAUACAAUAACAACGUUUAAAAGCCCCGGGGACAGAUUAUAGAGAAACAAAUACUGAUUUGCAAUUAGUUGGCCUCUAUUUCACAGGAUCUAGCAGUCUCAUUUCCACCUUGAUAUAUAAUGUAUGCCCAAUCCUAAAUCAAGUGAUUUUGAAAUGGAGAGUUGUAAACGAUUGUCAUUUUAUUUGAUGUAUUAUGCAAUGUCAAUUUCUUUUUCUGUAUACUACAUUUUAGUUUCUCGUUGAUUUCUGAUCCGCCCCCCAUCUUUCCUCCCCUCUCCUUCUUCUCUGCCCCCCCUCCAAAAAUGCUAGAGAAAUAAAAUAUUUGUGCCCAAGAUGAAUUUGCGACUGGUAGCGCCGAAUUUAGGUCUCUCUCUCUCUCUCUCCAUUCCACAGGGAAGAGGGGGAAAUAAUUGGCCACAAUAAGCAGCAAUCACAGUGUAGCAAAGCUCUAACUCCCGUGGCUUUGAGCAAAAUCUUGUUCUCCUGUUUUAAGAGUCCGAGGUCACCUAUUUGAGAGGUAUCUGGUCGAACUGCGGGUUUAGGGGAGGUGGUUGGUGCGAUGGAUACUAGGAUGCGCCUCGGAUUUCGCUCCCCUUUCUGGCUGCACAGUUUUUUACCAUUGCUGGGACCUCUCUCCCCAACUCGGUAAAAGACGGUUUGGGCUGCUCCUGCUGCUGCCCGGGCUCCUCCGGCACUCACCAUCUUUCCAUUUCCUGAUCCGGGGUCCGCAAACAGCGCAGCAAUUGGCCCUGCCGGUCAGGUGGUGGUGUGUGUGUGUGUGUGUGUGUUGUACGCUCGGGUUUGGGGGGAGGCCCAAACUUUGGCAGCCGGCACUUGACAGCGGCGAGGGGGAGGGAGGGAGGGAGGAAGGGCGGGGGAAGGAGAGGGGGAGAAGGAGGAGGGGCCUCGCCGAGCCCAGAAAAACGACAACGCGAGAAAAAUUAGUAUUUUUGCACUUCAACAAAUUAAUGACCAUGAGUUCGUUUUUGAUAAACUCCAACUACAUCGAGCCCAAAUUCCCGCCCUGCGAGGAGUAUUCGCAGCACAGCAGCAGCAGCAGCAGCAGCAGCACCUACCACCACCACCAGCCGCACCUGCACCAGCACCCCGCGCACCCGGGCCAGUCUCUCCCCGACUACUACCAGCGGCCCAGCAGAGACCCUGGAUACCAGCCACCCCCGCCACCUCCUCCUCCUCCUCCUCCUCCUCCCGAGGCGCUCUACUCCGCGCAGCCACCCGGCUACCCCGAGGCACCCUACAGCUACAGCAGCGCCAGCGCCACCCCGGGCCAGGAGCAGCCACCCCCGGGCGCCUCGCCUCCACCGCCGCCACCGCCGAAGGGGCACCAUGUCCAGUCCCAGCCCCUGCUCCAAAGCCACGUCCUGCAGCACCAGCGCCACUGCGAAGCAGCCCCCGCCGCAGGGGCCGGGGCCAGCCCAGGCUGCCCCCUCCUGCCUGACAAGAGCCUGCCUGGCCUCAAAGGCAAAGAGCCCGUGGUCUACCCCUGGAUGAAGAAGAUCCAUGUGAGCACUGUCAAUCCCAAUUACACUGGAGGGGAACCCAAGAGGUCUCGAACUGCCUACACCAGACAACAAGUCUUAGAGCUGGAGAAGGAGUUCCAUUUUAACCGUUACCUGACCAGGAGGCGACGCAUUGAGAUAGCACACACACUUUGUCUCUCGGAGCGCCAGGUCAAGAUCUGGUUUCAGAACAGGAGGAUGAAAUGGAAGAAAGAUCACAAACUGCCUAACACUAAGAUGCGCUCCUCAAACCCAUCCACUGCUAGUCAGCAAGCCAAAGCACAGACACAGGGCCACCGCCAUCAACUCGAUGGGUCAACACCCAACUCAUCAGCCCUAUCAUGAUUUUUAUAUUUGUUUUUUCAGUUGCCUAUUUUUGUUGUUGACCAUUUGGACCAAAACAACUGUAUACAGAAUCAGAAGAAACGUGCCCUGAACAGGGUACAUGUUGAAACCAAAACCUGGACAAAUUGUCUACAUUGUACAGACAUAAUGGUUCCAUUCCCAUCAUUCUUUUGUAUUUAUGAAAAUACGCUGUACCUUCAGUGUCACAGGGUGCUGGAUGCUGUAAUGGAUGAAUUAUGUACUCAAGAAGGACUCUUUUGUACAUAACACUUUAAAAAUAAAAUACAGUUAAAAUAAUAACUCAUGAGACACUUGGUGUAAGACAUUGACUUGAGUUGUGUUGUUUCGUGCAAUGUUCGUGGAUUCUCCAGUAUAUGCAGACAGAAGAAACCAAAUUUUAUGUCAUGGAGAUUUUAUGAAAACUGUCCCAUUACAGUCUGACAGGCAAUGUUUAAUGUACCAAGAGUUAUUUAAUUGUUUUUAAGCGUAGCCACUGCGGUAGUUGUGAUAUAAUCGUUUUCCCCAUGUCUCCUAUUGCAUUUAUUUAAAAAUAUUAAAGGCUGUUGCUGUCUUCAUAUCUGGCACGUCUAACUGUUUCGGUUUGUGUACAAUUUGUGAAUUUUGGUGUGAUGUAUAUAUUGCCAAUACUGGUAAUAAAGAAUAUUCUGUACAAAAAAAAAUUAAAGGCUUCAAACACAAGUUCAUGUAAUGCUGUUUCCUAAACGUUAUGCUUUGCUGAUAUAACUACAAUUAUUUAAAAAUAACGGCUUAUCACAUUGUUUUAACUGGAAUUAAUCUUGUCAAUACAGUUGUUUGCCUUCAAAUUUAGUUAAAGAGAUGCUCAUGUUAGUUGCCUGCCUUCACAAAAAGUAGAGCCUACUUGAACAAGUAUAUGUAUUAUUUAUUGCCUCGAUGACUUGUCUCCUGUAGCAACCUUGCCAGAGGUUCAGUCUGUCUAUUCAUUUAUAUGUACAUGGCUAUUCCCAUCCUAUGCACAGAAAAAUAGAGCUUUCACACUGAGUCAAUGAACUGAAAUGAACUAAUUUACUUUAGUAGAACUAAGACAGCUAACCAUGAUACACUUUAAAAAUAUCUGGCCAGUCAUUAUUUAUUCGUUCACUUGGUAUUUAUUGUGACUUGUCAAUUCACUAUGAAGAAUUAAGGGGAUGUAUGGGUGAUAAAAGUUUCUUUAUUUCAAAGGCAUCUAUUUUGAAAAGUGUUUGGUGUAAACAGAAAUAACCUUAAUAAUUAAAUGAAAUCUGGUACAAACCAGAGGUUUAAUCUGGUAGAUGUGUUCAGAAUGAUUCUGGAAAACAGUAUUCAGGUGUUUCAAACUCAUACUAACCUUCUCAUUGUCAAGGAUGUUGAGAAAUAUACCAAAGGUGGAAUUAUUACAAUAAAAUGUAUACAAGUUAUAAGGAUUUUCAUAUCACUUUCUCGAAAGUAUCAUUGACAUUGAAACGUAUUAAUUGAGCAGAAGAACUUGUAGGCGGAAACUCUAUCACUGUUUUUCUGCCAGAAAAAGAUUAAGGGCCACAUUUUAUUCGCCAUAGUCACGAAAGUGUGUCCAGGUACUAAACUGGAGUCGACGAGUCUUCUCUCGUGAGUAAUUCGAGCAAGAUUUAGUUCCUUUAUUUAAAUAUAUCACAAUUCACUCAGUAAGAAAGCACACUGGCACAACAAUAUUGUGAGCAUCACUGCCUGUCCCAGGAACACAUACCAUUUCAAUGAAAAAUUUAACAUGUAACUGGAAGAGUAUAUUCAGUAUCAAAGCUAUGGCAGUUGUAAAUACGUUUAGCAAACAGUGUUGUCUUCACAAUGAACAACUAACCACCCUGAAAAGUAUGUUUCCGUUACCAUGCUGCUGUUUACUAAAUCCUAAAACGUUUUCCAUGUUAGCUGCCCCAAUAUAAAGGAAACUGAAUAUAUCUGAAGGUGGGGUAACUGCUGGUAUCUCUCACUCUCUGCAACGUACAGCUCUUUGUUUUGUUUCUUAUGUGGAACAUUUCCCCCCAAUUUAUUUCAAAACCAAAUUAGCAGAAAUGAUCAAAAUCCCAAAUCAAACAUUUUAAUUGAUAAUAAUUUAUUACUGAAGACUAUGCUUAUAAACCUAUUUUCCCUUCGUAAAACUAAAUGAAAACACGCGCUGAAAAUAGCAAUUUUACUGAGUAUCAUUAAUCACCUCCUACAAUAAAUACUUCUUUGUA
Molecule: messenger RNA, 4758 nt
Organism: Mauremys mutica (yellowpond turtle)
Lineage: Eukaryota; Metazoa; Chordata; Testudines; Geoemydidae
Gene: HOXA4
Product: homeobox A4
Exons: 2
Coding region: 1655-2551 (298 amino acids)
Biological process (GO): anterior/posterior pattern specification; regulation of transcription by RNA polymerase II; embryonic skeletal system morphogenesis
Cellular component (GO): nucleus
Molecular function (GO): DNA-binding transcription factor activity, RNA polymerase II-specific; RNA polymerase II cis-regulatory region sequence-specific DNA binding
Source: RefSeq, a predicted model, not a curated record